Peronospora farinosa is the source of this 741-nucleotide messenger RNA. Lineage: Eukaryota; Oomycota; Peronosporomycetes; Peronosporales; Peronosporaceae. The record is from the annotation of a GenBank genome assembly.
AUGCAGACAACAGACGACGAAUUUAGCGCGCUCAAAUGCCGCUACGCCAGCAAACGCUGCUGGAACCUCCGUGCCAUCAAGCGCAAUGGCGAGCGCCACAACUUGUGUGAGAUGCACCGUCAAAAAGCCAACAGUAACCAACGUCGUCUUGACAAGAAGCGUAAAGCUGGACAAGCUGCUCUUGGUAUCCCGACCCACUUGCCACUGCAUGCCGGCGCCGACCUCGAGCGUCGUAUGCGUAUGCGUGCCUCCAUUGCACUUAAACUAGAGCAGGAGCUGGGCGUCCUGCCCCUCACGACCCAAUAUAUCCGACCACCACCACGAGCCACCGCAUCUCUUAUAGAGCUCCAGCGAGCAGCAGGCCUUAUGGCUAUGGGAAACCCACACAACAGUCACCUGACGUACAACAGCAAAAUGGAGUCAUGGCGUGAGACAAGUCGAUUGUCACCUGCUGCAUGGAUGGAUGCAGCGUACCCAAAAAGUCCUCGUGCAAUGCUUCGUGUGGCAGCGAUGGCCAAGAUGGUACCAGCCUCAGACUCCCGCGGGUUCACUCAUCGUAAGCCGUUAACCCCUCCAAAGGUAGAACCUAUUGACAUGACUCCAUCCAUUCUACUGCCGCCAAUUGCUACGGCAAUGGCAAGAUCGGGAGAAGGAUUCAGGACCACCGUGACACUACAACGUUCUUCAUGGCAACCGAACGUCCGACGAGCUCCAACACUCGUCACCCGCGCCAACAUUUAG